AUGGCAUGGGUAAUUCCACACUAUGAAUCACCAUCUCGUACAGAUGGAGAUGGUGACAAGAAGCGCUUGACCCUGGAAGAUCUUCUCCAAAUGAAUAUCGACUAUCAGUUGCCACCGGGGCAGAGGAGAUUAUUUACAGCACUGCUGCCAAGAGAGUCAUUGUUAGUCCUACCUUCAUUGACUAAUGCAAGUGCUACUUCUUCGGUGCUUGUUCCACCUACUUUGGUAUCUGAGCCACCACCUACAAGUGUGAUUGAGCCUCGUGAUCCAAUACAAGAGAUGGAGAGUAGUGAGGAUGAGGUCGAUUCUAAGUUUGAUGAGGAUGAUGGGGGAUACUCUUAG
Messenger RNA from Ilex paraguariensis (yerba mate), 342 nucleotides. Lineage: Eukaryota; Viridiplantae; Streptophyta; Magnoliopsida; Aquifoliales; Aquifoliaceae. The record is from the annotation of a GenBank genome assembly.